GUGUGGUCACCACUACGCGGUCUGCCUUGACCUGAAGAACCAAUGUUUUGAGGUGCUUGAUUCAAUGCGUUCGGCAGCUAAUGCAGACCUUUCUACGCAUGAUGAAUACUUCAUCAACAACCUCAAAGAGACAUGGAACCGCCACUACAAACACUCAAAGGUCCAGAUUAGACAUUUUCCAAUUGAGUACGUGGCGCCUACGAAGCAAGGGAACAAGAUGGACUAUGGCUUUCACAUAUUGGAAUACCUUGCAAAGUGGGAAGGUAGACUGGUUCCUGUUGUCACAGUUGCAAUGGUCGUUGAGCUUCGCAAAAUUUACACAUGGAACUGGUUGACGAAUGAAGAUUUCAACACGUGGUCCGGAGCACAUGAGUUCAUAGAGGAAGCUGUCAAUAAAGUCACCAAGAAGUACAAGUGAUCACGUGGUGCUCCAUACCGAACGCCUACCUUACAUUUUGU
Molecule: messenger RNA, 459 nt
Organism: Triticum aestivum (bread wheat)
Lineage: Eukaryota; Viridiplantae; Streptophyta; Magnoliopsida; Poales; Poaceae
Exons: 2
Coding region: 65-418 (117 amino acids)
Source: RefSeq, a predicted model, not a curated record